Messenger RNA from Monopterus albus (swamp eel), 387 nucleotides. RefSeq names its product meprin A subunit beta-like. Bases 1 to 387 code for a protein of 128 amino acids. Lineage: Eukaryota; Metazoa; Chordata; Actinopteri; Synbranchiformes; Synbranchidae. The transcript is spliced from 5 exons. Gene Ontology annotation, biological process: proteolysis. The record is from RefSeq and is a predicted model, not a curated record. Gene Ontology annotation, molecular function: metalloendopeptidase activity.
AUGCCACCCACACUUACCUUUCUGAGACCUCUGCAUGGUCACAGCGUGGUACUGCGCUCUCCAGCUUAUGUGACUGAUUCUUUAUCCACAAAAACUGAUGUUGAUGAAGGCCAUGACUGGGACACCUUUAACAUCAAUGAAGUGGCCGGGCUGGACCUGCUGGAGGGCAAUAUUGAUCAGGUGGAAACAUUCAGGAGAAACUCUAUCCUAGGACAUACAUACCACUGGCCAACAACUGUUCCCUAUUACCUAGAGGACAAUCUGGACAUGAAUGCAAGAGGAGUGAUCCUGAAGGCAUUUGACCAGUACAGACUGAAGACCUGCAUUGACUUCACACCAUGGAAAGGGGAGAAGAACUACAUCUCUGUGUUCAAAGGCAGUGGGUGA